AUGACUUCUGAAAAUAGUAAUUCUCAUACUGAAGAUAUAUCGUCUUCUUUCAUUGUUGACAGUCUCUAUUCUUCUGCUGAAAGUUCCAGCGAGAAUGAAGACAGUUUUAACAAUAACAACAAUAAUAAUAUUAAUAAUAUUAAUAAUGACAAUAGAAUCCAUACAAACCUCACAAAUACUCCCUCUUUACGUGUCGUACCAUCUAACGCUCCAUCAAUGGCAAGAACCUUAACCAAAACAGUAACAAAUAUAUGGAAUGCAGUUCAAGAUGAUAAUAAACAAACUGCUGAGGAAGGAAAAUCUGGUGAUUUAAAUAAGUUAUUAGAAUCAAGAUUUGAUUUAGGAGAUGCUUUUCAAAUAGAGGAUAAUAGAAAUAAUGGAGAAGCAGAACAAGGCCUACACCAACAUGACGAAAGUGACUUUUCUGAAAAAGAUCAUAGUCCAUUACCUUCUGAUCUUGAAGCCACUCCAAGAAGUUCACAGGAGACAAGUACAAUAUCUUCUUUUUCUGCCUCAUCAUUGACAAACUCUGCCAUAAAUACUUUAAACAGACGGAAGGUAAAUGGUAACAACAACAAUAAUCCAUCAAAUGAAGAUACUUUAGAGAAAGUAUUUACUAAUAAAUCUACAGGACAAUUAGAAUUACCCCCAGAUAGAGGAUACGCAUGGGUAGUCGUGUUCUCUGUAUUUUUAGUUAUGUUUAAUACAUGGGGUUGUAACUCAGCAUUUGGUGUAUUCUUAUCAUAUUAUUUAAAUAAUGGUGUUUAUAAAGGUGCUACAAAAUAUGAUUAUGCAAUAAUUGCUGGACUUACUGUAUUUUUGGGGCAAGGUGCUAGUCCCAUAGGCCUUCUGCUUAUGAGGAUUAUUGGAAGGAAACCCACAAUGCUGAUUGGUACUAUCUUUUUAUUAGCUGGGUUUUUAUUAGCUGCCUUCUCAACAAGAUUAUGGGAAUUAUAUUUAACUCAAGGUGUGUUAAUUGGAUUUUCGAUUGCUUUUAUCGCUUCACCUGCAACCACUGUUUUACCAGGUUGGUUUUUAAAAAAAAGAGCUGUUUCUAUUGGUAUAUCUCUUUUAGGGACAGGUGCUGGAGGUGUUACAUUUGGUUUGGCUUCACAGAAGAUGAUCAGUGAUAAUGGGGACACGCGUUUAUGUUAUGUUAUGUUAGCUGUUGUUAAUACAGUAUGUGUUAUAGUUGCAAUAAUUUUAGUCAAAUCAAGACCACCUAUUAAAUCAACAGGACUUCAUUGGGAUAAGAUCAAAAUAGAAGCACAGAGAUUGUUUGCUUGGGGAGUUAUUAAACAACCACAGGUUCCAUUAAUAUGUAUUUGGUUUACAUUAGCAUUGUUAGGUUACAAUUUAAUGAUAUUCACCUUAGCAUCAUAUGCAGUGGCACGUGGGAUGACAUCUCAUCAAGGGUCAUCAUUGACAGCCAUAUUAAAUGGUGCACAAGUAGUCGGAAGACCAUUAAUGGGCUUACUAGGUGACAGAGUUGGAAGAGCUAACAUUACCAUUAUAAUGACAACAGUGAUUACUAUCUAUCUAUUUGUUUUUUGGAUUACAGCACACACGUAUGUUCAACUGAUAUUUUUUUCUAUUAUGGUUGGUUCCUGUAUUGGUGUAGCAAAUGUCAUGAAUACUGUUUUGAUUGCAGAUUUGGUUAAACCAUCUGAAUUCUUAGCUGCAUGGUCUUUUGUUAAUUACGCAGGGUCCCCUGCUUUAUUAUGUUGUGAAUUGAUUGCACAAGCUUUAGUGAAAGAACAAAUGAAAAAUCCAUAUCUUUACACUCAGAUAUUUGCGGGUUGCUGUUUUGUAUGUGCACUUAUUAUGAUCUUCAUAUUGAGAGAAUAUACUGUCAAAAUUAAACUGACAAGCAGACAAGAAGAGAAUAAUUUAAAACUACUGCAAAGAUCAGACAACGCAUCUGAUGCUAGUUCUGGAGUAUUCAAUGAUAACAAAUCUACAGCUGAAAGUUGGGAAAUCAUCGAGCACCGUAGAGAUAAAUAUAAUCUUUUGUUAGGUGCUGGAGUAAAGAAAUAUUUCAUGAGAAUGCUCUACCCUAUGAAAGUAUGA
Molecule: messenger RNA, 2070 nt
Organism: Arxiozyma heterogenica
Lineage: Eukaryota; Fungi; Ascomycota; Saccharomycetes; Saccharomycetales; Saccharomycetaceae
Product: MCT family MFS transporter
Exons: 1
Coding region: 1-2070 (689 amino acids)
Biological process (GO): transmembrane transport
Cellular component (GO): membrane
Molecular function (GO): transmembrane transporter activity
Source: RefSeq, a predicted model, not a curated record